AUGUACACUGAAAAAAAUACUGGGACUAAUUUGCCCGCCCAAAUAGAACUUUACGCUACUAGUGGGGACGAAUAUAAUUUUCUCUUUAUCGCAAAGGGUGGCGGCUCGGCCAACAAAUCUUAUUUAUACCAGCAAACGAAGGCACUUUUAAACCAAGAAAAGCUUCUUUCAUUUAUAAAUGAAAAAGUCAAGACUUUAGGUACAGCUGCUUGUCCUCCUUAUCAUCUUGCUAUUGUAAUUGGUGGAACCUCAGCUGAAAUGACUUUAAAGACAGUAAAGCUUGCUUCUUGUAAAUAUUUGGAUCAUCUUCCUACAACUGUUGGUGAUGCAAAUCAUCCUCAAAUACCUUAUGCUGCUUAUCCAAAUGCCCGAUUAUGA
This is a messenger RNA of Protopolystoma xenopodis, 378 nucleotides long. The record is from the annotation of a GenBank genome assembly. NCBI's taxonomy places the organism in Eukaryota, Metazoa, Platyhelminthes, Monogenea, Polystomatidea, Polystomatidae.